AUGAAGGGCCACCCUGUUUUUGUCCUGAAACAUAACCAGUUUUCACAACCAGUAUGCUUCAAGGCUUGCUGGGUAUGCAAGGGCUAUAAGGCAGUUUUCAUGCAGGAUUUUUUCCACACUUCAUCACUGACUAUGCGCAUGGAGGCCUUUCAUGUUCUUCUUCAUCUUGCUGCU
Molecule: messenger RNA, 174 nt
Organism: Laetiporus sulphureus 93-53
Lineage: Eukaryota; Fungi; Basidiomycota; Agaricomycetes; Polyporales; Laetiporaceae
Exons: 1
Source: RefSeq, a predicted model, not a curated record